AAAACAGGAAGUGGUUCUCGGCUCAUAUCGUCGCAUUGAUUUCACUCACAACAAUAAAAGAUAUUCAGAUACUAUACAUUUCACCAUAGAAUUUGCAAAGAUAAUAAAAAUCCUACUUGAACAAGGGUACCGUCGUAACUAAUGCUGUCGGACGCAGACUACUCGGGGAAUGCCUCUGGUUCCCGUCGAGUUCGAAAGAGGAGUUCAGGAGAGUCACCUGGAGAAGGAACACGCUCUGCAGGACGACAGAUGAACGCCAGGGUCAAACGCACCAGCAACCCCCCACCAUCUGGACAGAUCAAAAGAAAGGCCACAGACACAGAAGAAGAAGAUGACCAGUCAGAGAAGAAGUACAGAAGGUGUGAGAAGUCAGGGUGCUCAGCCACGUAUCCAGUCUGUUUCGCAAGUGCUUCUGAAAGGUGUGCUAAAAAUGGAUACACGUCUCGCUGGUAUCAUCUGUCCUGUGGGGAACAUUUUUGCAAUGAGUGCUUUGAUCACUACUAUAGAAGUCACAAGGAUGGCUAUGAGACAUUUUCUGCUUGGAAAAAGGUCUGGACCAGUAAUGGCAAAAGUGAGCCCAGUCUUAAAGCUUUCAUGGCUGACCAGCAACUCCCAUACUGGAUUCAGUGCACAAACUCAGAUUGCAGGAAGUGGCGUCAGCUGACCAAAGAAAUUCAACUCACAGCUUCUCUUGCUGCACUAUACCGAUGCGGCAUGAAGUUUAACAAUGUUAAGACUGAAGGAGCCGACCAUUGCUCUCAACCUGAGGACUUGAGAGUGGCGGAGGUGGGUGAAAGCUGGUGGCAGUCGAUGCUCAUUUUGCCUCCUCUGUUCAAAGACAGUCCAGCAAGUCCUUUCCUUGCAGCGUAUUACCCAGACUGUGUGGGCAUGAGUCCCUCUGGCUCCUCUGUGUCUCCCAAUGAACUGAGAGCAGACCACUGUCGAACUGUACAACCACAGAUCCCAGGUCUGUGCCCAUAUUUCCAGCCCUUUUACCAGCCAAAUGAAUGUGGGAAGGCCCUGUGUGUGCGUCCGGACAUGAUGGAGCUGGAUGAACUUUAUGAAUUUCCUGAAUUUUCCCGAGACCCGACAAUGUAUCUGGCUUUGAGAAACCUCAUUCUAGCUUCUUGGCACCGAAACUGUAAGGAGGUGCUCACAUCUGAAAAAUGUGCCCUCCAUGUGAUUGUUCGAGGUUUGGUGAGGAUCCGCUGUGUUCAGGAGAUGGACCGAGUGCUUCAUUUUAUGACCAGGAAAGGCCUCAUCAACACUGGGGUCCUGUCUGUGUCCCGGCCGCUGUUGCCGGAGACACACCGCUCUAAAAAUGUUAUCAUUAUUGGAGCAGGGGCCUCUGGACUGGCUGCGGCACGACAACUGCACAAUUUUGGCACUCAGGUGGUUGUGCUGGAGGCGAGAGAGAGGAUCGGAGGUCGGGUUUGGGACAACACCUCAAUGGGGGUCACUGUGGGUCAUGGGGCUCAGAUCGUUAAUGGCUGUGUGAACAACCCUAUUGCACUCAUGUGUGAACAAAUGGGGAUAAAGAUGCAUAAACUGGGAGAGCGCUGUGACUUGUUUCAGGAGGGAGGACAGGUCACUGAUCCGUCCAUCGACAAACGAAUGGAUUUUCACUUUAACGCAAUUUUGGACGUGGUCUCAGAGUGGAGGAAAGACAAGUCGCAAAACCAGGACACACCACUAGGAGAAAAAGUUCAAGAAGUGAAGAAGAACUUUCUGCAGGAGUCUGGGAUACAGUUUAGUGAUUUGGAGGAAAAAGUUCUUCAGUUUCACCUCAGUAACCUGGAGUUUGCUUGUGGAAGUCCUCUAGGCCAGGUUUCAGCUCGAUCCUGGGACCACAAUGAGUUCUUCGCACAGUUCUCUGGAGACCACACUCUCCUCACUAAAGGAUACUCUGUUUUACUGCAGAAACUCGCCGAGGGCUUGGACAUCAGAACCAAGUGUCCUGUUCAAUCCAUUGAUUACUCUGGAGAUCACGUCAAAGUAACUUCAGUCAAUGGAACUCAGUGGACAGCACAGAAGGUUUUGGUUACAGUCCCAUUGACGUUGCUUCAGAAAAACUUCAUUCAAUUCAGCCCUCCCUUUUCUGACAGAAAAAUGAAAGCCAUCCACAGUCUUGGAGCUGGCAUAAUUGAGAAGGUUGCUCUCCAGUUCCCAUUCAGAUUCUGGGACAGUAAAAUCCAAGGAGCAGAUUAUUUUGGUCACAUCCCCCCGAGUCCAGACCACAGAGGCAUGUUUAGUGUCUUUUAUGACAUGAAUCCACAGGGAAAGCAUGCCGUUCUUAUGUCUAUUAUUUCUGGGGACGCUGUGGCUGCUGUCAGCGAUAUGAAUGAAAAGGCAGUGAUAGACGUCUGUAUGAAAGUUCUACGGGAACUUUUUAAAGAACAGGAAGUUCCAGAUCCUUUAAAUUAUUUUGUGACGCAUUGGAGCAGAGAUAUGUGGGCCCAGAUGUCAUACAGCUUUGUGAAGACAGGGGGCAGUGGCGAAGCGUAUGACAUCCUUGCUGAAGACAUACAAGGAAAAGUCUUCUUUGCUGGAGAGGCCACCAACAGACAUUUCCCACAGACUGUAACUGGAGCCUAUUUGAGUGGAGUGAGGGAGGCCAGCAAGAUGGCAGCAAUUUAAUAUAUUAUAUCUAAACUCCCAAAACAUCACCAGCAGCACUGCCCAUAGGCCCCAAAAUGCAACUAAAGACUGUUAUCCAACCUGAGGAAUUGCAUCCUCUUCACUUGAAAAUUCAUUCAUUUUUCUGUGACCUGUCUGUUAAAACUGUUUUGUCUCAUGAGUCGAGUUUGACUCUCAAGGGCUUGGAAAAUAUUGAUGUCUAAUUUAUUUGAAGAAAUCAGUUUCUUCUAUAUAAACUUUCUUUUUUCACUCUGCAAAUGAGGAGCAUAAUGUUACUUUAAUUAAAAUUGCGGCACUUCAGUUAUUAAUUGCUCUAAAAUAGUCUAAAUGUAAGAAAACUGAUUAAUUGCUUUUGGGGUAGCAACACUUACUUUAACUUCAGUAUUGCGUGUUAAUCGUCUUUGUCUAUGUAGUAAUGAAAUGGUGUGGUGUAGUAGGGGUGCUGAUAGCACUAUUGAGUAUGAAUGUUUUUUUGACUAAAAACAGUAGAUAGUUGGUUUAAACUAGACUGUCACCUCAAUUCUCAGGGUAUGAUCAGGGCAGAAAAUAAAAUAUUUGAUACAAAAACACUAAACUAUGAUAUAAAUAAAAAGUUGUGCUUGAUCAAUGCUUUCCUAAAAUAUACACAAUAAAAUUACAAUAAAAUUGCGUGAUAAAAAGUACUUAACUUGUAUGUGUGUAAUAAACUCAGCUGUUGACUGCCAACCUU
This is a messenger RNA of Periophthalmus magnuspinnatus, 3346 nucleotides long. Its product is annotated as lysine-specific histone demethylase 2. Lineage: Eukaryota; Metazoa; Chordata; Actinopteri; Gobiiformes; Gobiidae. Gene Ontology annotation, molecular function: zinc ion binding; oxidoreductase activity; protein binding. The record is from RefSeq and is a predicted model, not a curated record. Bases 142 to 2637 code for a protein of 831 amino acids. The transcript has 21 exons.